UCCGCGAGCCUCAACCUGCGCGCUGCGGGUCUGGAGGAGCCUAGCGGAGCAGAGCGUUGCGAACGCGAGAGCAGAGGGAAGGCGGGGGAGGGAGGAGGUGAAGGGAGUGGUUGCUUGCUGGGCUGCCGCAGCCUCGGCUCUCACUAGCGGCGCGGACGCCUCCUCCAGCGCCUCGAGGAGGAAAGAUGCCCUUUACCCGGGGCUGUAAAGAAGAGGGAGAAGUCGCUUCUGGAGUCGCCCUCGCUGCCGUUGCCGCAGCUGCCGCCGUUUGUUUCUUGUAAAUUCAGAACAAUCACCCCCCUUCACCAGGGGCGUCUGGACCCUCCUGCGCGACAGCCUUGUUGAAGGCAACAGGGAGACCCGGCUCUUGGCCCGCGCGGCCCGGCCGACGACCGACCACCGACAUGGAGUGGGCUCGCGCGGCCAAGUAGCUGCAGAUACGGGAGCCUGCGUCCCAGACCUUGGCCGCGCCACCAGCCAGGCCCCUGGGAGAAGAGGUGGUGGUGGUGGGGGCGGUGAGUUUUCAUUGGAAUCCGUUGGAAAUAGGAAAAACGGCACAGCCUUAACUAGCAAGACGUCGGGGAGGAAAAAGGAAAGGCGUCCUUGGGGCAAGACUUGGCGUGCUUUGGAGGGCCUGCUUCGGAACCUCGCCCCCUUUCCUUCCCUCCGGAGAAAUUGCCACUGAUGCAUUAUCCAAGCGGUGGCUGGGAGAAUUUGCAGCAGAAUUUUUGGUUUUCCCUCUCCCAUAUAUAAUCUUGUUUUUUCCCUCCGUGUUCUACUUUUCUUCCCGGGAAGUGAAUUGCUGAUUCAAAUAGGACUUUAUUCAUUAAUGAAGCAGCCGGAUUAAUUUCAGGAUUAUGUUGCAUCAGUUGAAUUUUGAAUGAAGAAGAGGUUUUUUUUUUUUUUUAAAGAAGUGUUGGUUUUUGGUCCACUGUACUUUUAGUAAUUAUUAUUUAAAUAUAUGUUUUAAUUAUGUUCGUGAAAAAUGUAUAAAAUAUAUAUUUUAUGGGACCUUUCCUCAAACUAUAUAUAUGUGAAAUUGAAUAUGCUUCCGUUAAGUGAGGUUACUGAUGUGUUGGAUGUUUAAUUCAGCACCAGCAUUGCAAUGACAGUUGUUUAAAUAAUAAGUGGUUUAUUUUUGAAACCGCACCUUUUAAGACUUAGGUCCAAAGAAUAAUCGUUAAUAACAAUAAUAAUUUAAAAGAACACCAGCAGCAGUGAAAGCCAACAUGUCUGGAGAAGUGCGUUUGAGGCAGUUGGAGCAGUUUAUUUUGGAUGGGCCCGCUCAGACCCAUGGGCAGUGCUUCAGUGUUGAGACCUUGCUGGAUAUACUCAUCUGCCUUUAUGAUGAAUGCAGUAAUUCUCCAUUGAGAAGAGAGAAGAACAUUCUCGAAUACCUAGAAUGGGCCAAACCAUUUACUUCUAAAGUGAAACAGAUGCGAUUACAUAGAGAAGAUUUUGAAAUAUUAAAGGUGAUUGGCCGAGGAGCAUUUGGGGAGGUUGCUGUAGUAAAACUAAAAAAUGCAGAUAAAGUAUUUGCCAUGAAAAUAUUGAAUAAAUGGGAAAUGCUGAAAAGAGCCGAGACAGCAUGUUUUCGAGAAGAGAGGGAUGUACUAGUGAAUGGAGACAACAAAUGGAUUACAACUUUGCAUUAUGCUUUCCAGGAUGACAAUAACUUAUAUCUAGUUAUGGAUUAUUAUGUUGGUGGGGAUUUGCUUACUCUGCUCAGCAAAUUUGAAGAUAGAUUGCCUGAAGAGAUGGCUCGAUUUUACUUGGCUGAGAUGGUGAUAGCAAUUGAUUCAGUUCAUCAGCUACACUAUGUACACAGGGACAUUAAACCUGACAAUAUAUUGAUGGACAUGAAUGGACAUAUUCGGUUAGCAGACUUUGGUUCUUGUCUAAAGCUGAUGGAAGAUGGAACGGUCCAGUCCUCAGUAGCUGUUGGAACCCCAGAUUAUAUCUCUCCUGAAAUUCUACAAGCAAUGGAAGAUGGAAAAGGCAAAUAUGGACCAGAAUGUGAUUGGUGGUCUUUGGGAGUCUGUAUGUAUGAAAUGCUUUAUGGAGAAACACCAUUUUAUGCAGAAUCUCUGGUGGAGACAUAUGGAAAAAUCAUGAAUCACAAAGAGAGAUUUGAGUUUCCAGCUCAAGUAACUGAUGUUUCAGAAAAUGCUAAGGAUCUUAUCCGAAGGCUCAUUUGUAGCAGAGAACAUAGACUUGGUCAAAAUGGAAUAGAAGAUUUUAAGAAACACCCAUUUUUCAGUGGCAUUGACUGGGAUAAUAUUCAAAACUGUGAAGCACCUUAUAUUCCAGAAGUUAGCAGCCCAACAGAUACAUCAAAUUUUGAUGUGGAUGAUGAUUGUUUAAAGAAUUCUGAAACAAUGCCUCCACCAACACAUACUGCAUUUUCUGGGCACCAUCUGCCAUUUGUUGGUUUUACAUAUACUAGUAGCUGUGUUCUAUCUGAUCGGAGCUGUUUAAGAGUUACAGCUGGUCCCACCUCCCUGGAUCUUGAUGUUAAUGUCCAGAGAACUCUAGAUAACAACUUAGCAACUGAAGCUUAUGAAAGAAGAAUUAAGCGCCUCGAACAGGAAAAGCUUGAACUUAGUAGAAAGCUCCAAGAGUCAACACAGACUGUUCAAGCUCUACAGUAUUCAACUGUUGAUGGACCACUAACAGCAAGCAAAGAUUUAGAAAUAAAAAACCUAAAAGAAGAAAUUGAAAAACUAAGGAAACAAGUAACAGAAUCAAGUCAUUUGGAAGAACAACUUGAAGAAGCUAAUUCUGUGAGGCGAGAACUCAAUGAUGCUUUUAGACAAAUCAAGGCUUAUGAAAAACAAAUCAAAAUGUUACAACAAGAAAGGGAAGAUCUAAAUAAGGAACUAGUCCAGGCUAGUGAGCGAUUAAAAAACCAAUCCAAAGAGCUGAAAGACGCACACUGCCAGAGGAAACUGGCCAUGCAGGAAUUCAUGGAGAUCAAUGAGCGACUAACAGAAUUGCACACCCAAAAACAGAAACUUGCUCGCCAUGUCCAAGAUAAGGAAGAAGAGGUGGACCUGGUGAAACAAAAAGUUGAAAGCUUAAGGCAAGAACUGCGCAGAACAGAAAGAGCCAAAAAAGAGCUGGAAGUUCAUACAGAAGCUCUAACUGCUGAAGCAUCUAAAGACAGGAAGCUGCGUGAGCAGAGCGAGCACUAUUCAAAGCAACUGGAGAAUGAAUUGGAGGGACUGAAGCAGAAACAAAUUAGCUAUUCACCAGGAGUAUACAGCAUAGAACAUCAGCAAGAGAUAACCAAACUGAAGACUGAUUUGGAAAAGAAAAGCAUCUUUUAUGAAGAGGAAAUAUGUAAAAGAGAAGGAAUACAUGCAAAUGAAAUGAAAAAUCUGAAGAAAGAACUGCAUGAUUCAGAAGGCCAGCAACUUGCUCUCAACAAAGAAAUUAUGAUUUUGAAAGACAAAUUGGAAAAGACCAGGAGAGAGAGUCAAAGUGAAAGGGAAGAAUUUGAAAAUGAGUUCAAGCAACAGUAUGAACGAGAAAAAGUAUUACUAACUGAAGAAAAUAAAAAGCUGACAAGUGAACUUGAUAAGCUUACCACUUUGUAUGAAAACUUAAGUAUGCACAAUCAGCAAUUAGAAGAAGAAGUAAAAGAUCUGGCAGACAAGAAAGAGUCAGUUGCACAUUGGGAGGCCCAAAUCACAGAAAUAAUUCAGUGGGUCAGUGAUGAAAAGGAUGCACGAGGUUAUCUUCAGGCCUUAGCCUCUAAAAUGACUGAAGAAUUGGAAUCGUUAAGAAAUUCCAGCCUGGGUACACGGACAACAGAUAUGCCCUGGAAGAUGCGUCGUUUUGCAAAACUGGACAUGUCAGCUAGAUUGGAGUUGCAGUCAGCUCUAGAUGCAGAAAUAAGAGCCAAACAGACCAUUCAAGAAGAGCUGAAUAAAGUUAAAGCAUCUAACAUCAUAACUGAGUGUAAACUAAAAGAUUCAGAGAAGAAGAACUUGGAACUACUAGCAGAAAUGGAACAACUAAUAAAGGACACUGAAGAACUUAGAUCUGAAAAGGCUAGCAAAGGCAGACGUACUGUAGACUGUACUCCACUCCACACUCCAACCUUAAGGAAAAAGGGAUGUCCUGGCUCAACUGGCUUUCCACCCAAGCGCAAGACUCAUCAAUUUUUUGUAAAAUCAUUUACUACUCCUACAAAAUGUCAUCAGUGUACCUCAUUGAUGGUUGGUUUGAUAAGACAGGGCUGUUCAUGUGAAGUGUGUGGAUUCUCGUGUCAUAUAACUUGUGUAAACAAAGCUCCAACCACUUGUCCAGUUCCUUCUGAACAGACAAAAGGUCCCCUGGGUAUAGAUCCACAGAAAGGAAUAGGAACCGCAUAUGAAGGUUACAUCAGGAUGCCAAAGCCAGCUGGAGUGAAGAAAGGAUGGCAGAGAGCAUUGGCUGUAGUCUGUGACUUCAAACUCUUUCUUUAUGAUGUUGCUGAAGGAAAAGCAUCUCAGCCCAGUGUUAUAGUCAGCCAGGUGAUUGACAUGAGGGAUGAAGAAUUUUCCGUGAGUUCAGUCUUGGCUUCCGAUGUUAUUCACGCAAGUCGAAAAGAUAUACCCUGUAUAUUUAGAGUCACAGCUUCCCAGUUCUCCGCAUCUAAUAGCAAGUGUUCAAUCCUGAUGCUAGCUGAUAGUGAGAAUGAGAAGAGUAAGUGGGUGGGAGUGCUGAGCGAAUUGCACAAGAUUUUGAAGAAAAACAAAUUCAGAGACCGCUCAGUCUAUGUUCCCAAAGAGGCUUAUGACAGUACUCUACCCCUCAUUAAAACAACACAGGCAGCUGCAAUCAUAGAUCAUGAAAGAAUAGCUCUGGGAAAUGAAGAAGGAUUAUUUGUUGUGCAUGUCACCAAAGAUGAAAUUGUUAGAGUUGGUGACAAUAAGAAGAUUCAUCAGAUUGAACUCAUUCCAAGUGAUCAGCUUGUUGCUGUGAUCUCAGGACGAAAUCGUCAUGUACGACUUUUUCCCAUGUCAGCUUUGGAUGGUAGGGAGACUGAUUUUUACAAACUAACAGAAACUAAAGGGUGUCAAGCCAUAACUUCUGGAAAGGUACGUCAUGGAGCUCUUACAUGCCUGUGUGUGGCUAUGAAAAGGCAAGUCCUCUGUUAUGAACUAUUUCAGAGCAAGACCCGUCACAGAAAAUUUAAGGAAAUUCAAGUGCCGUAUAAUGUCCAGUGGAUGACCAUCUUCAGUGAACAACUCUGUGUGGGAUUCCAGUCAGGAUUUCUAAGAUACCCCUUGAAUGGAGAAGGAAGCCCAUUCAGUAUGCUGCAUUCAAAUGACCACACCCUUUCAUUUAUUGCACAUCAACCCACGGAUGCUAUUUGCGCAGUUGAGAUCUCAAGUAAAGAAUAUCUGCUGUGUUUUAGCAGCAUUGGGAUAUACACUGACUGCCAGGGCCGAAGAUCUAGGCAGCAAGAAUUGAUGUGGCCAGCAAAUCCUUCCUCUUGUUGUUACAACGCACCAUAUCUCUCAGUGUAUAGUGAAAAUGCGGUUGAUGUUUUUGAUGUGAACUCCAUGGAAUGGAUUCAAACUCUCCCUCUCAAAAAGGUUCGACCCUUAAACAGUGAAGGAUCAUUAAAUCUUUUAGGAUUGGAGACAAUUAGAUUAAUAUAUUUCAAAAAUAAGAUGGCAGAAGGGGAUGAACUGGUAGUUCCUGAAACAUCCGAUAGCAGUCGGAGACAAAUGGUGAGAAACACAAAUAAUAAGCGGCGUUAUUCCUUCAGAGUCCCAGAAGAGGAAAGGAUGCAACAAAGGAGAGAGAUGCUACGAGAUCCAGAAAUGAGAAACAAAUUAAUUUCUAACCCAACUAAUUUUAACCACAUAGCACACAUGGGUCCAGGAGAUGGAAUACAGAUUCUAAAAGAUCUGCCCAUGAACCCUCGUCCUCAGGAAAAUCGGACGGUGUUCAGUGGCUCAGUCAGUAUUCCAUCUAUCACCAAGUCCCGCCCAGAGCCAGGACGCUCCAUGAGCGCUAGCAGUGGCCUGUCAGCAAGAUCUGCUGCACAGAAUGGCAGUGCCCUAAAGAGGGAAUUCUCUGAAGGAAGCUACAGCGCAAAGCAGCAGCCCCUGCCUUCCCCGUCGGAAGGCUCACUGUCUUCUGGAGGCAUGGACCAAGGGAGCGACACCUUGGCGAGGGACUAUGAUGGGGAGGACUCUGACUCUCCGAGGCAUUCUACAGCUUCCAACAGCUCCAACCUGAGCAGCCCUCCCAGCCCAGUUUCACCCAGAAAGACCAAGAGUCUCUCUCUGGAGAGCGCUGACCGUGGAAGCUGGGACCCAUGAG
Messenger RNA from Chrysochloris asiatica (Cape golden mole), 6324 nucleotides. It is a transcript of the gene CDC42BPA, whose product is annotated as CDC42 binding protein kinase alpha (DMPK-like). Gene Ontology annotation, molecular function: ATP binding; protein serine/threonine kinase activity. Gene Ontology annotation, biological process: actomyosin structure organization; peptidyl-threonine phosphorylation. The coding region runs from base 1230 to 6323 and encodes 1697 amino acids. Lineage: Eukaryota; Metazoa; Chordata; Mammalia; Afrosoricida; Chrysochloridae. The record is from RefSeq and is a predicted model, not a curated record. Gene Ontology annotation, cellular component: actomyosin; cytoskeleton; cytoplasm. The transcript is spliced from 36 exons.